This is a messenger RNA of Odontomachus brunneus, 1717 nucleotides long. RefSeq lists its product as uncharacterized. The record is from RefSeq and is a predicted model, not a curated record. The coding region runs from base 274 to 1566 and encodes 430 amino acids. The transcript is spliced from 6 exons. NCBI's taxonomy places the organism in Eukaryota, Metazoa, Arthropoda, Insecta, Hymenoptera, Formicidae.
UUACAGUUUUCAAGUUCCUUACGACGUUACGUUAAGACGUAUUCGUUUGAACCGUAAAUUUUUUUGUAACGUGCUUCAACGUGUUUUCCGAGGAUCACCCUCAUAUUAUUAGAUUAAGUUUUUUUUACUUAGUAAAUGGCAAAAAGCCAAAAGCUCUUAAGGGCUAAAGGCAAGUAGAGAGAGUUUUCUUUGGAGCUAUUUGAUAAGACAGAAAAGAAAUUUAUUUUCUAAGAAUGCAGAUGAAAGUUUUAUAUUUAUUUAUAAAAAUUUUAUAUGUCGCAUAAUUAUAAAUAUCCACGAAGAAAGGUAAAGGCACGCUUAGUGAAAUCUAACAUAAUGAACUCUUGUGAUGAGGAUUUGUUUGCUAUUAGUGACGAAGAAAUAUCAGGUUCACCUUCAGCAUUCGUGCAAUCAUCAAAUCCUAUUGAGAAAUAUUUGACGAAGCAAUUAGUCAAUGUUCAGAACAGAAUUGAAACAACAACUAACAAUAUCGAAGAAGUAAAAGCAACUACUGGACACAUUUUGAAUGUUUUACAACGCCGUGUAUUAUAUGGCCAAGAUGUUAAUUUGGACAUUGACAGUGACUUAUAUACUAUUGAAGGUGAACCUAUUAUAAAAAGGAAAUAUGAUCACAAAACUAAUAACAUAGAAAAAAGCUUAGAAAUAAUCCGUCAGUGGCAAUGUGUCCUUCAUGAUAAAUGGAUUAUUGGAGUAGAACUAAAAAACAGGCUACAGUGUUGCAAAGAAGUUCUGUCAAAUUCUGUCAAGAUUUCAGUGACUGAGCUGGUACGGCGUCCCGUUCGUGUGCUGAAAAACCUCAAGUAUUAUCCGUGCGUAAAGGAUGAGCUGGAGAUUCGUGGUGAAUCUAUGUUUUGGCAAUUGCGGGAGGAUCACUUUUGGCAAAGAAUCAACGCGAUUCACGCUGGCACCGUUCACGUUGUGGCAACGACGGUACUUGAUCUGCCGGUGUUUGCUCGAGAAUCCAUCAUAGAUUGCUGGGGCACGAUCUCGUAUGAGAUUGACGAGAUACAAUUCCAAACGCUGGUGCCUCUUGUUCGACUCUCCGUUACUGAAAUAAUUGAUUGUUCGUGGACCAAAUUCAUGGACGAGAAUAAACAGCGUGCGAUACUUGCCCUAAAGAGCACGUCUAGUACGGAAAGAAUCGUGACCGUUCAGCUAUCGAGUAGUCGGAGCAAUGAAUGUGACGAACAUGACUUCGGGAAGAAACGCCUUUUUCGUUUUUUGGCCAAGAAAACUUUCGAAAAGAUCUACGGUGACGUAUUUUCAGUAAAGGCACAUGGCCCUCUGACCUACUGUCUGCUCGAGAUAUUAUCGAUCAACUUCGAUAAAGCAAGUUUAAGGAUCUUUUUCAGAUCCUCCAACCAGCUCCAUAUAAUAUUGCAUCUUCUGCAAGACGAAUUUUCGAACAUGAUGGUCGAAGAGAAGAUUGAUAAUUGUGUUGAAGCUGCAAUGGCUCUGAUGCGCGAAUUAGAGUUGAUUCGCAACAAGAAGAGUAUACUCGAAAUACAAGAUGCCAAACUAAUAACAGACUUGCUUAUUCCUUGAGUGUUCUUCUAUAGUGGAAAAUAAUGCACAUUCUACUUAUUCAUAUAUUAUAUAAGAUGUAACUUGACAGAAACUCUCCGAGAUAUAGAUUCGCCACUUAAAAACAAUAAAGUAAAAUUUCUAAAAAAAAUAUAUCUGAUUUAACAAUUUA